Microthlaspi erraticum is the source of this 1356-nucleotide messenger RNA. Lineage: Eukaryota; Viridiplantae; Streptophyta; Magnoliopsida; Brassicales; Brassicaceae. The record is from the annotation of a GenBank genome assembly.
AUGGACAACAAUGAUGACGAGGACGGUUGUAUGGCUCUACCUCCAGAUAAACCUUGUGACCUACUCUCAGGAGGAUCCGUCCCAAAGCUUCUGAAGAAAUCAGCCGGCGGAGAAAAAUGUUGCAUCUUUAGAAUCCCUCAGAGACUCGAAAAGAACAACGAGAAUGCUUAUGAGCCUAGGGUUGUCUCAGUAGGCCCAUACCAUCACGGGAAAAAACAUCUUGAGAUGAUCCAAGAGCACAAACAUCGUCUCCUAGGGUUUUUCAUGGAUGAAGUUCAAGAAAAAGGUGUGGAUCCGAAAGAUUUGAUCGAAACAGUGUCAAAGUUGGAGGAAGAUAUAAGAGAGUCUUAUUCCGAGAGUCUUUAUCAUGGUGAUGAUGAUUUGUCCGGCUCGAAGAAACUGAUUGAUAUGAUGGUUCUUGAUGGUUGCUUCAUUCUCAUGUUGUUCAUGGUAGUAGCUGGAGAAGUCCGGUACAAUGGUGUUGAAGAUGAUCCUAUUUUCAGAGUGCCAUGGAUCUUACCGGCGAUAAGAAGUGAUCUACUUCUUCUCGAGAACCAGGUUCCUUUCUUUCUUCUUCAAACCAUAUUUGAAAGAUCGAAGAUGGUAACCUCGAGUGGGCUAAAUGCGAUUACGUUUAACUUCUUUAGCUACUCCAUAGAUAAACCAGAUGAGUUUUGGUUGAAACGACAGAAACUUGAGGCAAACCAUCUUCUUGAUCUGGUUCGCAAGAUUUUUAUGCCUAUCUUGCCUCAAAAACAAGAAGAAGAAACGGAUCUUCCUCGCCCUUUUCUUGGAUUGAUUCUAUCGGCAAAGAAACUUCAGUUACGUGGCAUAAAGUUCAAACCAAGGAACAACGCAGAAACACUAUUAGACAUAAAGCUUAACAAGAACGUUGUGGAGGUACCACAAAUGAUCUUGGAUGAUUUUAUCAUCUCGGUCUUCUUGAACUGUGUUGCCUAUGAGCAGAUUUAUGCAGAUUCUACAAACCACAUAACCAGCUAUGUCGCUUUCAUGGGAUGUCUACUAAAACAUGAGGACGACGCGGCGUUUCUAAACGAAAAAGGGAUUAUAGAGAACUAUUUCGGAUCGGGGGUUGAAGUCUCUCAAAUCUUUAAGGUCAUUGGUAAAGACAUUGUCUUCCACGUCUCUGAGAGUUACUUAGCUGAGGUUUUUGAAGGGGUUAAUGAGUAUACUUCAAGAGGAUGUCAUGUACAUUUGGCUGGAUUCGUGCAUACACAUUUUGAUACUCCAUGGACGUGUCUUUCGUCUUGCGCUGCUUUGACGCUUCUCAUUCUCACGGUGUUUCAAGCAUUCUUUGCAGGGUUUGCUUAUUUCCGUCCUCCCAAAGACAAGUGA